Puccinia graminis f. sp. tritici CRL 75-36-700-3 is the source of this 1230-nucleotide messenger RNA. RefSeq lists its product as uncharacterized. The transcript has a single exon. NCBI's taxonomy places the organism in Eukaryota, Fungi, Basidiomycota, Pucciniomycetes, Pucciniales, Pucciniaceae. Gene Ontology annotation, biological process: positive regulation of DNA-templated transcription, elongation; positive regulation of transcription by RNA polymerase I. Gene Ontology annotation, cellular component: CTDK-1 complex. The record is from RefSeq and is a predicted model, not a curated record. Bases 1 to 1230 code for a protein of 409 amino acids.
AUGCACUGGUACACAGUCCAGCUCAUUGGGAGGAAAACCUCCCAAUGCACUGGUACACAGUCCAGCUCAUUGGGAGGAAAACCUCCCAAUGCACUGGUACACAGUCCAGCUCAUUGGGAGGAAAACCUCCCAAUGCACUGGUACACAGUCCAGCUCAUUGGGAGGAAAACCUCCCAAUGCACUGGUACACAGUCCAGCUCAUUGGAAGGAAAACCUCCCAAUGCACUGGUACACAGUCCAGCUCAUUGGGAGGAAAACCUCCCAAUGCACUGGUACACAGUCCAGCUCAUUGGGAGGAAAACCUCCCAAUGUACUGGUACACAGUCCAGCUCAUUGGGAGGAAAACCUCCCAAUGUACUGGUACACAGUCCAGCUCAUUGGGAGGAAAACCUCCCAAUGCACUGGUACACAGUCCAGCUCAGCGGGAGGAAAACCUCCCAAUGCACUGGUACACAGUCCAGCUCAUUGGGAGGAAAACCUCCCAAUGCACUGGUACACAGUCCAGCUCAUUGGGAGGAAAACCUCCCAAUGCACUGGUACACAGUCCAGCUCAUUGGGAGGAAAACCUCCCAAUGCACUGGUACACAGUCCAGCUCAUUGGGAGGAAAACCUCCCAAUGCACUGGUACACAGUCCAGCUCAUUGGGAGGAAAACCUCCCAAUGCACUGGUACACAGUCCAGCUCAUUGGGAGGAAAACCUCCCAAUGCACUGGUACACAGUCCAGCUCAUUGGGAGGAAAACCUCCCAAUGCACUGGUACACAGUCCAGCUCAUUGGGAGGAAAACCUCCCAAUGCACUGGUACACAGUCCAGCUCAUUGGGAGGAAAACCUCCCAAUGCACUGGUACACAGUCCAGCUCAUUGGGAGGAAAACCUCCCAAUGCACUGGUACACAGUCCAGCUCAUUGGGAGGAAAACCUCCCAAUGCACUGGUACACAGUCCAGCUCAUUGGGAGGAAAACCUCCCAAUGCACUGGUACACAGUCCAGCUCAUUGGGAGGAAAACCUCCCAAUGCACUGGUACACAUUCUAGAAGCCCGAUGGGUAUUCAAUGACAGAGCAGCCGUAAAAUCCAAACUGGCCUUUGUGGGAUGCCAAAGAGGUUCUCUCGUCUUAAUCAAUUCAUUACGGUCCUGUUCGCUAGAUUUAUCAAAAAGCUCCGGCCCAACAUCCAGAUCUACAAUGUUCAAAUCAGAUUCUAACGCCUCCUCAACUAGUAGAUCAUUAUGA